Bursaphelenchus okinawaensis is the source of this 2151-nucleotide messenger RNA. Lineage: Eukaryota; Metazoa; Nematoda; Chromadorea; Rhabditida; Aphelenchoididae. The record is from the annotation of a GenBank genome assembly.
AUGGGUUUGGAAGAGAUAACAUUAAGUGAACGUUUCUUGGAAUGGUUCCUCUUCAGAUUCCGAUGGAUUUUCGUGUUGUUUUUUGUGCUUCCGGCUAGUUUAGCUUACGAUGGAUACUACCUGGUCCGUAACUACUUGAUAUUUAAAUUGAAUUCAGCUCCUAAAGCUCAUGAUCGCAAAGUUGCGGUUAUUCAAAGACAGGUGAGUGUUAUGGGUAAUAUCUACAAUUUAUAGGGGAUGUUGAUUGGCGGUAAAAAAGAUACAUGUUAACAUGGGUAGCUUUUUUUAUUAUUUAGUUCUCAUUCUUUGGUAUUAUAAUAUCUUCUUUUAUAGAUACGUGAAUGGAACGAAGGCGGAAGAAAGAAAAAGUUAUGCACGGCACGAUCUGGAUUCCUCACGAUGAGCUUCCGAUUCCCAAAAUACAAAAAGGGAAUGCUGGGAAUCAAAACUGAUCAACUGGUCGAUAUUUUGGAGGUAUUUCAUAUACUUUUACUAAUUUUUCAUUAAUUAUCUUUACAGAUUGACACCGAAAACCGUACCGUACGUGUAGAACCCAUGGUCAAUAUGGGACAGCUGACCCGUUUCCUGAUUCCUCUUGGCUACACUCUUCCCAUCGUGCCGGAACUUGAUGAUCUUACAGUAGGCGGUAUGAUUAAUGGUUGCGGAGUAGAAUCGAGUGGUCGGAAAUACGGUCUAUUCCAACAUAUUUGUAUUCAAUUCGAAGUUGUCACAGCUACAGGAGAGGUUGUAGUAGCCAGAAAGGACGGAUCGGAUCAUCAGAGUCUGUUUUAUGGGAUUCCAUGGAGUCACGGCACGUUGGGAUUCUUGGUAGCGGCUACCAUUAAGAUUAUUCCUUGUAAACCAUACGUGAAGUUACAGUAUCGACCGAUCCGGGGAGCUACGGUAAGUUGUUUUGUGUUGUUUUUUUGGAUUGAGCUUUUGAUAUGAUGAUUAAAGUAUUGUUUUGGAUAUCCACACUAAAAGUGAUGACAUUCACUUUUUAUUUUGUUAUAAUUUUCAAAUUUUAAACCUUUGUUUUACCUUUUAGGAGAUAACCAACACGCUCCGUGAUUGCUCCACAACUCCAUCCAACGAGUUCGUCGAAGGUAUCAUGUAUGACAAAGAGUGGGCUGUCAUUAUGACCGGUCAAUUUGCGGAAGAACCGCCAAAGAACGGGAUUCGAAAUGACAUUGGCAAAUGGUACAAACCGUGGUUCUUCAAGCAUGUUGAGAAUAUUUUGAAGGACAAUAAGGUAAGCCAUGUUGUUUUUCAAUAAUUACUGUACUUUUGGCAAAAGUGGAAAGUUUUGAAAAAAUAUUGAUAUGAAUGACUCACGUUAAGAUGUUUUGAUGACUAAUAUCAUUUCUUAUAAUUUGUGGUAUUUUAAGGAUGUUACCGAAUACAUUCCACUGAGAGACUACUAUCACCGACAUUCUCGAAGUAUUUUCUGGGAGCUGAGAGUAAGUUAUUUACUGCUGGCAGAGAAUUACCAUAGUUUUUUCACUUUAUUUAUGGCAUCCUUUGUAAUUUAAGUGCAUGUUCUCUAUUUUUUAUUAAUAAUCACUUUUCCUACUAUACAUUGUUCUUGCCCUUAUACACUAGAUAAUGUUAAAAUUUUAGGAUUUGAUCCCAUUUGGCAACAAUGUCAUCUACCGCUACCUCCUGGGCUGGGCAUUACCUCCAAAAGUUGCUCUUCUCAAACUCACCACCCCAGCCCCAAUCAAAAGACUAUACGACAGACAUCAUGUCAUUCAAGACCUUCUGGUACCUCUGUCAACUCUCGAAGACUCAAUUAACUUGAUCGAUCAGGAAGUUGGAACUUAUCCUUUGUGGAUUUGCCCAUUCAACCUCCCUUCCAUGCCUGGCCUUCUGAGGAAUCGUACUGGAGCCAACGUACUCUUCGUAGACAUUGGAAUCUACGGUAAUGCUGAGAGGGAGCAGUACCAAGCAGCAAAGAGUACCAGAAAGCUGGAAAAGUUUGUGAGAGAAGCUAAAGGAGCACAGUUACUGUAUGCCGAUACCUACAUGACUACGGCCGAGUUCUGGGAAAUGUUUGACAACACGCUAUACGAUUGGCUACGAGUAACGUACGAUUGUCUGGAUGCUUUUCCAAAUGUGUACCAGAAGGUAUGCAAGGAGGCACGAGAAUAG